AUUCAUAAGAUGGGCGUAACUGCGAGGAACACAUCAAUACAUAUACAAGGAGGCCUCGCAUCUCAUUCAUUCCCAUCUGCUGCAGGUCGGUCGUACGAGAUUCUCACGGUGUUUUGACGGAGUGGUGAAAGGAUGUCUGAUGAAGGGAAGCUAUUUGUGGGUGGACUCAGCUUUGAUACUAAUGAGCAGUCAUUAGAAGAUGUGUUCUCCAAAUAUGGGCAAAUAUCUGAAGUUGUUGUAAUUAAAGACCGAGAAACCCAGAGGUCCAGGGGCUUCGGUUUUGUCACCUUUGAGAACCCAGAUGAGGCCAAGGAUGCUAUGCUGGCCAUGAACGGCAAGUCCCUCGACGGCAGACAGAUCCGUGUGGACCAGGCUGGCAAGUCGGGCGGCGGUGGCAGGUCUGGAGGUGGCUUCCGAGGGGGCUCGUCGGGCGGCAGGGGAGGCGGAGGAGGGUACUUCCGUGGAGGCAGAGGUGGAGGUGGUGGUGGUGGAAGAGGUGGGCGUGGCUUCUCGCGAGGUGGCGGCGAGCGGGGAUAUGGCGGCGGGCGUUACGACAAUAGAAGUGGGGGCUCGUACGGAUCAGACCGAGGCUACUACAACAAAGACAGAGCGCAGGGAGGAGGAUACGGCGAUCGCUCAGGAGGUUCGUACAGAGACAGCUACGAUAGCUAUGGUGACGAGGGCGGCUGGUAGGACGGUGACGUCCGGAUGUCUGUCGUCUGGGCACAGCCCCUCACCUCGAUCCGGCGGCCCCAUCCCCAUGACGGCGGGCCUGGUCCCGGCCCGCUGCUCCGCAACACUUUAAAUAUUCUUCUGAAACCGACCAUGUAGAUAAGAGCAGUCCUGGAUAUGUGCGGGGACGGCUGGCUCGCACUCCGAGCCAUCCACCACCGGUCUGUUCCAAGUUUUUCUUUUUACUUUCUGAUCCUCCUUAUUCGUUACUGAAAACCGCAGACAACAAUUUUUUUUUUUUUAACAGUUUUUGUGGGGAGCUCAAAAGAGCAAGGCUCAUGUGCUGUAGGCCGUUGCCUCACUCUGGCUGUGCACGCAAAAGGCACGACCUGAAAGACAGGGAAUGUAUCUCAGAAAAAGAAUGGUAACGCUUUUGACGUUUUAAAGCUCUGCUGUGUACAAAAACGCUUGCACUUAUUUUGGUUGAUUUGAUUGUGACUGCUUUGCCACCCGUUAAUGGCGAUGAGUCUUGAAUUAUGGAAAUCCACACAAACGUCUGAAACCAACCAUUACCACCAUGUUUGCACGGAGAGGGAGAUGAGACGUUCUCCAGGUGUACUCUAGUCCAAUGGGCUUUUUUAGGAUCACUGUGGGUUCUGGUAAAUGGAAAGAACCCACUCAAUUGUCUUCUUGAUCGCUGGCCUGUUGCUUGACUGUCCUAUCUAUGGCAAGUUCUCAUCUAAUUUAUUUUCAUUUAUACUGAGAACAUUGUUUUAUUUUAUUACCUGCACAUUUUUUUAAUAAGGAAUCUUUUUUUUGUUUUCGUUUAUUGCAGUCACAACAGUGUCGAGUACACAGCGCUGAUUUAAUGUGAAGCUGGCCAGUUUUAAAAGAUAACUACUACAGUCUCUUUUCAACAAACCUUACUUUGUAUGAGGCUACUAAUGGAGUGAUUUCACAACUGUUCUCGUCAUAGCAUCAGAUUGGUUUUGUAUUUCAUUUUUUAAGCAUUCUGUAUCUUCAUGGUUGUAUUUUUCCUAAAUAAACAAAACCUUUACAACA
This is a messenger RNA of Esox lucius (northern pike), 1734 nucleotides long. RefSeq names its product cold-inducible RNA-binding protein B. NCBI's taxonomy places the organism in Eukaryota, Metazoa, Chordata, Actinopteri, Esociformes, Esocidae. The transcript is spliced from 7 exons. Gene Ontology annotation, cellular component: spliceosomal complex. Gene Ontology annotation, molecular function: RNA binding. The record is from RefSeq and is a predicted model, not a curated record. Gene Ontology annotation, biological process: positive regulation of mRNA splicing, via spliceosome. The coding region runs from base 133 to 693 and encodes 186 amino acids.